GGGUGGCAGGCUAAGUCCGUCUAAGAACACGUGACGCUGGUCUCAGCUCGUCAGCUUGCGGCCGCAGCUGCCAUCUUUGUAGGCGCUGGCCUAAGAACAGUCGGAGAAUGGAGGUCGGCCGAGGGGGUCCGCGCCGUAGCUUUUCCUCAGAGGACUUCAAGCACCCGGGAUGAAGAAGCUGGAGGAGACGAGGCGCUUUAAUGAAGAUCACACGGCGUCGGAAAGGCACUGCAGGACAUGAGUCAGCAAGGAGGCUUCCUCUGGUUUUCAACAACAAAACACACCGCACAGCCUCAUGAGUCGGCCUGGUGAACUUCCAUCAUGGAUUUAACAAAGGUGGGCAUGAUCCAGCUGCAGAACCCCAACCACCCCACGGCGCUCCUCCACAAGGCCAACCAGAUGCGCCUGGCGGGGACGCUGUGCGACGUGGUCAUCAUGGUGGACAGCCAGGAGUUCCACGCCCACCGGACCGUGCUGGCGUGCACCAGCAAGAUGUUCGAGAUCCUCUUCCACCGCAGCAGCCAGCACUACACCUUGGACUUCCUCUCGCCAAAGACCUUCCAGCAGAUUUUGGACUACGCCUACACCGCCACGCUCCAGGCCAAGGUGGAGGACCUGGACGACUUGCUGUACGCAGCCGAGAUCCUGGAGAUCGAGUAUUUGGAGGAGCAGUGCCUGAAAAUCCUGGAGACCAUCCAGUCGUCGGACGAGAACGACGCGGAGGCGGGCGCCAACGACGGCAGCACGGAGGAGGACGAUGAGCGCAAAGGCCACAAUGGAGUCAAGAACUCCAAAAAGCAUUCCAUGGAGAGUUUCUACCUGUCGGGCGCGGACCACGUCUCCGCCAUGUCCGGCAUGCUGGACCAGAGCCCGUCCGUCUCCACGUCCUUCGGCGUCGCCAACCUGAGCCCCACCAAAGCCGCCGUGGACAGCCUGAUGAGCAUCGGCCAGUCCCUGCUCCAGCAAGGCUUCGGGGGCGAUCACAUCAACGCCCACCACCUCAUGAGCGAGAUCAAGACGGAAAUGAUGCAGGUGGACAUGGGGGGCAACGGCCACCACAGCCCCCACCACAUGGAGUCCGGCGGCUCCAGCAACGGCGAGAGAAGCGGGGAGGACCGGAACCGAGACGGGCCGGGGACGCCCACCAGGAGCAGCGUCAUCACCAGCGCCCGCGAGCUCCACUACUUGCGCGACGACGGCAUGGGCGACCCUCAAGCCGAAGUCAGCCAGAUGGGUCUGGAAGCCAUGGCCGGGAUGGCGGAGAAACACCUGGCCUCCCUCUACUCCCUCCCCGUCAACCAUAAAUCCGACGCCAUCAUGUCCAUGCCGGUCUCCAUGGCCUCCGCUCUGCCGAUGUCGCCCGCCUUGGCCAUGUCGGUGGACUUCAGUGCCUACGGCGGACUCCUGCCUCAGAGCUUCAUCCAGAGGGAGUUCUUCAGCAAGCUGGGCGAGCUGGCGGUGGGCAUGAAACCCGACGGGAGGAACCAGCACGAGCGCUGCAACGUGUGCGGUGCGGAACUUCCGGAUAACGAGGCUGUGGAGCAGCACAGGAAGAUGCACAGCGGGAUGAAGACCUACGGCUGCGAGCUGUGCGGGAAGAGCUUCCUGGACAGCCUCCGUCUACGCAUGCAUCUGCUGUCCCAUUCAGCUGGCGACAAGGCCAUCGUGUGUGACCAGUGCGGCGCCCAGUUCCAGACCGAGGAGUCCCUGGAGGCCCACCGGCAGAUCCACACCGGGUCGGACAUGGCCAUCUUCUGCCUGCUCUGCGGGAAGCGUUUCCAGACCCAGCCGGCGUUGCAGCAGCACAUGGAGGUCCACGCCGGCGUCCGCAGCUACAUCUGCAGCGAAUGCAACCGGACCUUCCCGAGCCACACUGCGCUCAAACGCCACAUACGCUCGCACACAGCCGGGGACCACCCGUACGAGUGCGAGUUCUGCGGGAGCUGCUUCCGCGACGAGAGCACGCUGAAGGGCCACAAGCGCAUCCACACCGGCGAGAAGCCCUACGAAUGUAACGGCUGCGGCAAGAAGUUUAGCCUCAAGCACCAGCUGGAGACCCACUACCGCGUGCACACAGGUGAGAAGCCAUUCGAGUGCAAGCUGUGCCACCAGCGAUCCAGGGACUACUCGGCCAUGAUCAAGCACCUGCGCACCCACAACGGCGCCUCGCCCUACCAAUGCACCAUCUGCCUGGAGUACUGCCCCAGCCUGUCGGCCAUGCAGAAGCACAUGAAGGGCCACAAGCCCGAAGACGUCCCCCCUGACUGGCGCAUAGAGAAGACCUACCUGUACCUCUGCUACGUCUGAGAGGGGCUUUGGAGAAGAGAGGUGGCGGAGUGGGCUUGGAUGGGGAGGUUGGAGGAGGAGAAUGUAUCGAAGGCUGCGUUGACGACGUGGAAGCGUCCAAAGACUUGUCUUGCGAAAGAGGCAAACGACGACUAAAAGGAAGGUUGGUCAGGGAGACGCGUCCGCCGUGUAGUUCGGAAUCAUCGGGUCAUUGCCCCACCUUGUGUUGUUACUGUGUUAUUAUUUCAGGUUGGCAGGGAGGCGUUGCUGCUAGCAGUGUCGGCAGAUUCUCAAGGGCUAUCUGAACCGCCAGCAAACUGGUCGUAGAUUCCUUCGUCGUCGUCGUCGUCCGCUUCCAUUACCCGUCACAUAAAAAAAUUAAAAAAAGAUGUGAAUCUUACGAAGUUCAUCACAGUGAUGGACCGCUUUGUGUUUGUCGUAGUUGCAGUCGGCAACUAAGAACGUCUCUCGGCAGAGGCCGGGUGAUUUUGAGUUGUGUACUUUCUAUGAUAGACGCUAUGAAUUUAGAGAAAAUCUCGGAAAAUACCGCAAAAAAAAAAAAAAUGCUAUCGUAUAUUCUGAGCCCCUCCACAAAAGUUUUGUGGUAAUCUCUUAAAAUGUUUUGUUGUUCAUCCUGCUUAAAAAGUGUUCAUGCAUUAUUCACUGAAAAGCUUAAGGAAAAUGUCAAAAAGUGCCCUUACGACAACAACCCCCGGAUGCGCUCCCUUGCGCGUAUCCGCACCGAAAUUUAAUUUGUUCUUCCUCGACCUAUGUCCUACCUUUAUGCAAAGUUUUGUCGUACUCAGUCGAGUCGUUUUUGUGUAGUCGGCAAAAAAGAAAACUGAGUCACCCUCAAAAAAAAACGGACGUUUUGAAUUGUGGCAGUUCCUGUUCUGUUCGUGUUCAAACAAAACCCCAAUUUCCUGUGCGUCGGUAACUGGAACGUCACUCCGUAGAGAGCAAUUAUACAUUUUGAUACACAACCCUUCUUUUUACUUACGUCUAAAUUUCAUGCAUUAGUUAGUUUAAGAAGGAAAAUGUGUAAAAGUGCCCUUACAAUAAGAAUCCAAUGUAGUCAUUCCGUAUCUGCACCAAAAUUCAAUUGAGUCUUCCUUAAUUUAUGUUCCACCUUUAUGCCAAGUUUGGUCGAAAUCGCUGAAGUCGUUUUUGCGUAGCGCGUACAAGCAGAUCCAAGUUCCUGUUCCUGUUAAAAACGUAAGCACAAACUUCUUGUCACUCCAACCGACUGCGGACUUCCACCAAGGCAGAUUUGAACUCCUUCAAUCAUAUCCAUACCAAAUUUGAGUUUGUUCUUCCUUGACCCGUGUUCCACCUUUAUGCCAAGUUUUGUCAUACUCAGUCAAGUCGUUUUUGUGUAGUCGGCAAAAAAGAAAACUGAGUCACCCUCAAAAAAACGUACGUUUUGAAUUGUGGCCGUUUCUGUUCUGUUCGUGUAUAAACAAAACCCCAAUUUCCUGUGCGUCGAUAACUAGAACGUCACUCCGUAGAGAGCAAUUAUACAUUUUGAUACACAACCCUUCUUUUUACUUACGUCUAAAUGUCAUGCAUUAGUUAGUUUAAGAAGGAAAAUGUGUAAAAGUGCCCUUACAAUAAGAAUCCAAUGUAGUCAUUCCGUAUCUGCACCAAAAUUCAAUUGAGUCUUCCUUAAUUUAUGUUCCACCUUUAUGCCAAGUUUCGUCGAAAUCGCUGAAGUCGUUUUUGCGUAGCGCUUACAAACAGAUCCAAGUUCCUGUUCCUGUUAAAAACAUAAGCACAAACUUCUUGUCACUCCAACCGACUGCGGACUUCCACCAAGGCCGAUUUGAACUGCUUCAAUCAUAUCCGUACCAAAUUUGAGUUUGUUCUUCCUUGACCCGUGUUCCACCUUUAUGCCAAGUUUUGUCAUACUCAGUCAAGUCGUUUUUGUGUAGUCGGCAAAAAAGAAAACUGAGUCACCCUCAAAAAAAAACGGACGUUUGAAUUGUGGCAGUUCCUGUUCUGUUCGUGUUCAAACAAAACCCCAAUUUCCUGUGCGUCGGUAACUAGAACGUCACUCCGUAGAGAGCAAUUAUACAUUUUGAUACACAACCCUUAUUUUUAAUUACGUCUAAAUUUCAUGCAUUAGUUGUUUAAGAAGGAAAAUGUGUAAAAGUGCCCUUACAAUAAGAAUCCAAUGUAGUCAUUCCGUAUCUGCACCAAAAUUCAAUUGAGUCUUCCUUAAUUUAUGUUCCACCUUUAUGCCAAGUUUUGUCGAAAUCGCUGAAGUCGUUUUUGCGUAGCGCGUACAAGCAGAUCCAAGUUCCUGUU
Entelurus aequoreus (snake pipefish) is the source of this 4593-nucleotide messenger RNA. RefSeq names its product zinc finger and BTB domain containing 16a (gene zbtb16a). Gene Ontology annotation, molecular function: RNA polymerase II cis-regulatory region sequence-specific DNA binding; DNA-binding transcription factor activity, RNA polymerase II-specific; protein binding. Gene Ontology annotation, cellular component: nucleus. The record is from RefSeq and is a predicted model, not a curated record. The transcript has 9 exons. Gene Ontology annotation, biological process: regulation of transcription by RNA polymerase II. Lineage: Eukaryota; Metazoa; Chordata; Actinopteri; Syngnathiformes; Syngnathidae. Bases 322 to 2307 code for a protein of 661 amino acids.